This is a messenger RNA of Helianthus annuus (common sunflower), 2484 nucleotides long. RefSeq lists its product as uncharacterized. The record is from RefSeq and is a predicted model, not a curated record. NCBI's taxonomy places the organism in Eukaryota, Viridiplantae, Streptophyta, Magnoliopsida, Asterales, Asteraceae. The transcript is spliced from 6 exons. The coding region runs from base 1343 to 2389 and encodes 348 amino acids.
CUGUAGUACAACAUCAAAAGCAACAAAAUAUGUGGUAAUGGUAAUGGUAAUAAUAAGCUUAGCGAAUCAUGCCCCUAAUCACUCGUCACAACUGCUAAUCUGGCGAAGCCACUCCUUACGCCAGCCACUCACGCAGAAUAGUUCAUAGGGGUAAAAUUGUCAUUCUGCACAGUCAGUCAUUCAGAGGUCCAACCAAACAGCACUUAUUGGCUCAGCACUUACUGACUCAGAGUCUCUUAACCAUUCAGACCUCUUACUGGUUCAGCAGUCAGAGGUUGCCAAACAGCCCCUUAGUCUCCCAGAAAGUACACUACACCCACGAACGGAGGUGCCAGAUUUGGUGGUGACGACUGACAGCUGCGAGGGUUCAGUCAUUCUAGCUUUUGUCCACAUCAACGUUUAGGGACCACGGAGGGGAUGUGGGCAAAUGGCGGGGAGUUUGGGGUUAGCAGAUCAGUAAAUUGGGAAGCAUUGAUUAAAUGGUAGUCUUCUUAGUUCUUACAAGGUGGAGAAUGGGACCACUUCGACAUCGCCGCCGCUGUAGUACUGGGAUACAGGAAAGGAAGUUAGUCUUGAAAAUUCAUUUGUGAUACACACGAGACAACAAUUAUUGCAAAUUGGUAACCUACACCAGUCAUCUCAGUAAGUAAGCAGAGGAUGCCCUGUCGCACUGCAACAGAGACAAUAGCAGGCUCUCUUGUCUCGUCAAAUUUGUUGAGCUAAUUACAUGGGCCAGAUGGCCAUGGAUAUGGGUAAACUAGGAACGCUAGAGGGCUUCAUUUUCCAGGUUAGCUUAAUUCUUCUGGUAAUUUAAAAAGGCGCGCCAGAUGCGUGAGGCAAUGAAGAAAGUGCCUCAACUUGAGCAUGCAAAGACAACAACAACCAUACUCAGUAUAUCCCACAAAUAGCAAAGCUACUUAUAGGGUCUGGGAGGGUGGGAUAGAGAGACUGCUUCCAGAGACCCCCGGCUCCAAGAAGCAUAAAAUGAAAUUACAACCAGUGGAUGUUUACAAAUGUCAGAAGAUUAGAGACCGGACUAAUAAGGAUGCAGUCAAUAGGGGGCUUUGUCUUUGGGGUUUGACGAGGCCAAAAGGGCAGACCGUAUGGCAUCUUUCAUCAUCCACAAACCUCGAGAAAGAUCACAUUUCACUAAGGCUGCAUUUUAAACACAAUCAUUUUGUUAAUUAUCUUAUUUUUAGCAAGAGAUCAUUGAUACACUAGAACAAAGAGAUCAUUGAUACACUAGAACAUUUCACUAAGGCCAAAAGGGAAGCCGGUGUUUGAAAAGUUUUCGUCUAAACUUUCAAACUGGAAAGCAAGACAUCUUUCUUUUGCGGGCCGUAUGACUCUAGCGAAAUCGGUCCUUGGAAGCUUGCCCUCUUACUUCCUCUCUUUGUUUGCUGCCCCUAAAGGAGUUAUUGAAAAACUUGAAAAAAUUAGAAGGAAUUUUGUGUGGGGGAACUCGAACUCGGGGCAUAAGAUGAGAUGGAUCCGGUGGGAGCUUCUGUCUAAAGCUAAAAGAAAAGGUGGAAUGGGUCUUGGAGCGAUCAAUAAUUUUAAUUUGGCAAUGCUCGUCAAAUGGUGGUGGAAAUUUCUCUCAAACCCUAACGACUUAUGGGCUAAGGUGGUGGGGGCGAUUCACUCGGGUAAUCCGAACUCCUCUUUUUCUCUUAUUCCGGUCAAGAAGACUAUAGCUGGGGUAUGGAAGGGUAUUGGAUCAGUUGCCUCUACCCUCCAAAAAUAUGGGAUUAACCUCAAAGAUAAAUUCGUGCAAAGCGGAGGAAGAUGGUUAUGGCACUCGACCGAUGUCGAAGAAUUUUCGGUUAAGCUGGCUAGGAUGGAUUUCGAAUUAGCUUUCGGUUCCUUGGCUGAAGAUAAUUUUGUUUUCAAAUGGAUAAACUGGGUUCCACCUAAAGUCAAUUAUUUGGUUUGGAGGGCGUUGAUGGGGAAGAUCGCUUCGAGAACCGGUUUAAUUCGUAGGGGUGUUUCUGUUUUGGAUAGCUCCUGCCCGAGAUGUGGCUUGUCCUCCGAAGACCACAACCAUAUUUUCUUUAGUUGCCUAUGGUCCCGGAGUAUUUGGUGGAGUAUCUUGACAUGGAUGCGGAUUAGCUUCCCGAUGUGGGUGUCAAGUAUUAAAGAGCUUUUUGAUUUCCUUCUCAAUCAGCCGGGAUCUUUUUUGUGGAAGAAGGUGAUGUUGUCGGUGGCCUCGGCCACUUUUUGGAGGAUUUGGAAAGCUAGGAAUGAAAAGGCUUUUGAAGAUCGUUUCAUUCCAGUGCUUAAUUCGGUGGAUCAUAUAAAGGAAGACGCCUUUUUGUGGGUCACCAAUAGAUCUAAUUUAAAUCUGGAUUGGGACAAAUGGAGGUUGUUUGAUCUCGUAGGCCUGAUGUAGUUUGCUCUCUCUUUUUUUGUCGGUUUCCUUGUUUGCUUUUUGUUUUCAGCUUCUUGCUGGCUCUUUAUAUAUAUAUAUAAAGUGAUUUUGCCGUU